UCAGUUCAUAGGAUUCAUCUCUUUGUGUAGAGCAUUAGUUUGAGUGUGUUACCAUUAUCACUAUUAGUUGCGGCGUGCUGAUUGAUUGAUUGAGUUUUUCGGUUAUUUUUUGACAGAUAACCAUGGAUAACGUGAUGCGUAGUAUACAAAUGUUUCUGCUACUGAUAAUAUGCACGCUGGCUGGAAAGUACAAGGUUAGUCAGGCCCUAAAUGCUGACCCUAACAUCGACCUUAUUGAGAUUCAAGACUUCCAAACCCUACCAAACAUCUGCAACGGCAAAGAGUGCCCCAAGUAUUCAGGUGUGGACGAUGUGCGACUUCCCUCCUCAGUAAAAAUGAGGGACUAUCCGGAAAUGAACUGGAUCUCAUCAAGCAGAUACGAGCCAGUUGAUAAUAGUUGUUUGGAGGGCUCUAAAGCCAUGGUUGAAUACUACGAGGAACUCUACAAUUACUUCAAGGGAGUGAACACUAUGGGUCUGCUUAUGGAGAGGACUGUGCCUAUCAGAAUUAUCGGGCAAAUUGAUCCCGAUACUGAAAAAGUCGUCUAUUGCCACCUGAUGUUCUUCAUCCCUGAUAUGUACUCCGUUAACGCUCCCGCCCCCCUUUCUGUUGGGAUAUUUGUGGGGCACAACUGGGAGAAGCGAUGUUACGUGGUUGCUAUCCAUGGUAACUACAGUUGGAAACGUGCCAUGAAGAUUCACAAGGUUUUGAACAGCUUCCUGAUAAGAAAGCAGGUGACCGGAGUUUCUGUGACCGAGCUUAUACUUGAUAUCUACAGUGGUUACGGGGUUCCCAAUUCCAAGAAAUACAGUGAGCUGCUUCUCUGCAUGAAGGUCGACGAAUUUUAUUGAGAAAACAAGACCUGAAUAAUUGAAUGCAAAAACUGAUCUUUCAUUGAAAGAUUGAAGGCGAUCUAAGGAUCCAUGUUUAUUUAAUGACCCUGCUUUGAUGUGAUUUUGAGGAAAAAAGUAAAAGAGGAACGAAUUCGCUUAUUGUUUCAAAUGCUGGUGUAUGAGAAGAUUAAAGAUAUUUGAGAAUUUUGACACCAUAUUUAAUGUCAGUUAUACCACAGAUCAUUAUUUAAGAUCGAUAGAUACCAAGUUCGCAUGUGCUGCUUAAAGAUAUCACUUCAAGUGCACUAGAAGCCUUAUUUUCUUGCGUUCUUGAAUUCUUCUUGAUGACACUGAUAAGGGAUCGUUCAAAAGUUCAAAUAGGGGUCGUUCACAUAUUACGUAAUCAACCGAGGGGGAGGAGGGUUUUCAAAUGAUAACACUAGUGUAAUUUUGACACAAAUCACAAUAGCUAUGUGUAAAACUGAUUACGGAGGGGGAGGGGGUUGCAAAUUGUUCAUAAGGUGAUUACGUAAUAUGUGAACGACCCUAUAAGAAGGGUUACAGAGCUGUUCAAUACCGACUGUUGCUAACUUAAAGUAACAAUGUCGAUAGGGGAGGGGCCGCCGGGAUGCAGUCCAAUUUGGAAACAAGUCGCGACUUGAUAUGUGAACGAUACUUUAUUGAUGUCGAACAAUCACAAUUUCGAUCCCUCAAUAUUUUUAUUAUUUUAAAGAUAUUUCCAAAAAGUGCUUUAAAUUUACAAGCUUUAAGUACAGCAAACCAUACUCAGUGCUAUUAUUGAGUAUUUACAAUUUCUUCCAUUUUUAGGCGAAUUAAUUGAAUGUAGAGGAACUUUACCUUAGUGGUGUUGGUUCUACGGGCCAGUGCGCCCCGAUAUAAAUCAUGCUGACUGUUCCACGCUGACAGCUGUUGCUGAAAAGAGGAUGUUGGGCCGGUCUAAUUUGGGCAAAAAGGUUGCUGAUGUGAUAGUGUGAAGUGUGAAUGAAGUGUGAACAAUGAUGCUGAUGUUGAUAAAUAACAAUUUGAAUCCCAAUGUUUUUUACUCUCAAGACAUUUGUUAGAACUGCUUUAGUAACUUAUGAAGUAUUUAUAUAAGUAUAUAGCAAAGUAUAUUUAGUGGCCCUCACAGUUCUUUUCGCAAGAAUUUUCUUAAAAUUUGGGCGAGCGAUUUAGUAGGAGCGUAUCUUUGUAUUUCCAUAUUUGGUCUGAAAAUACGACAUUUUGUUAAUUCUACUGUUUCAUAAAACUAUUAAACUGUUAACUAUUAAAUCAAUUUUUGAUUAUCACAAAAUUA
Bolinopsis microptera is the source of this 2148-nucleotide messenger RNA. RefSeq lists its product as uncharacterized. NCBI's taxonomy places the organism in Eukaryota, Metazoa, Ctenophora, Tentaculata, Lobata, Bolinopsidae. The record is from RefSeq and is a predicted model, not a curated record. Bases 123 to 851 code for a protein of 242 amino acids. The transcript has 7 exons.